GCCCACUAGUGCAAGGAAAUUUCCAGAUGGCUACCAUUUUCCUGGACCUGGUGAUUUGAGGAUGUGCAUCCACUUACACUCAUUAUUAAUAUAUCAGACACAGGAGUAAGGUCAUAGAGGAAACAAAAAAGAAAGAGAGAGAGAGAGAGAGAGAGAGAGAGAGAGAGGAAAACCUCAGAAGAUGAGCGCGGGAGUUUACAAAUUCUGGAAUUGUACACUAUAUCUGUUUCUCAUCUGCCAUGCUCAAAUCAUCCCAACUUCUACUGCUACGGUAAAGGGAAACGAAACCGAUCACCUAGCAUUGUUGGCCUUCAAAGCAACAAUUAUCCAUGAUCCUCAAGGAGCUUUUAGCUCAUGGAAUAUGUCUCUUAACUUCUGCAGCUGGGCAGGCAUAACAUGCAGCAAACAGCACAAAAGAGUCACUAGCAUAAACCUUGCAUCAAAAGGUUUUGUGGGUUCUUUGCCGAGUGAUAUAGGAAACAUGAGUUUCCUGACUGAAAUUGUUCUCACCAACAACAGUCUUCAAGGCACGAUCCCUCAAGAAGUAGACCAUCUUUUCAGGCUUAAAGUUCUAAGCUUAGGACGAAAUGCUUUGGAAGGAAAUAUACCAGAUACCUUGGGACAAGUUAAUAGGUUAGUCAUUCUCGAACUUUUUUCCAAUAACCUAUCUGGUAUGAUCCCCAAUUCUGUUUUCAAUCUCUCAUCACUGAAUGUCUUCAAUUUGGCCAAUAAUCAACUUCAAGGAAGUAUACCAUCAGACUUUGGUCUGACCCAUCACAAUAUACAGAAGAUUCAGCUAUCUGAUAACAGAUUAAGUGGAAACAUCCCUGUAUCACUUUCUAAUGCUUCAAAACUUCAAGUUAUUCACUUGCAGUUCAACAAUUUUAGUGGCCCCAUAUCAGUAGAUUUUGGAAGGUUACUGUAUCUUCAAAAUUUAAGUCUGGAAUAUAAUAAUUUCGGACUUGGGGAACAGGGUGACUUGAAAUUUAUUGACUCGUUAGUAAAUUGCAGGAGCUUAAAGAUAUUGAAACUAGGGGCCAAUAACUUACAAGGAUCAUUGCCCCGUUCUAUUGCAAAUCUAUCAAUUAAGCUAACGAUGAUAAGCUUAGCAGAUAACUGGAUAUCUGGAAGCAUCCCUCCUGACAUAUCCAAAUUUAUCAAUUUGAUCUUUUUAUCUUUAGAGCAUAACAAUUUCACGGGCAUUAUUCCCCCUGAAAUCACCCAACUUGGAAAGUUGCAACGCGUUCUUCUUUCUAACAACAGACUUACAGGGAACAUUCCGGCCUCCAUAGGAAACCUAUCUAUGUUGGAUGAAGUUCAUUUAGAAAAUAAUGAAUUGAACGGAACCAUUCCUCCUAGUUUUGGAAAUUGUCCAAUGUUGGUCCUCUUGGAUUUGUCUCAAAAUAACCUCAGUGGGACUAUACCCAACGAAUUUUUUCAUGUUUCUCCUUUUUCUAUCAAAUUAAAUCUUUCUCAAAACCAUUUGGUUGGAUCACUACCGGCAGGUAUUGGUGGUUUGGACACCAUAGUUGAAUUGGAUAUCUCUGAAAAUGAAUUUUCUGGUUUCUUUCCCACAGAGCUUGGUAGAUGCAUUACCCUUGAUACACUAUACAUGCAAGGCAACUUCUUUCGGGGUCACAUCUCCCACUCAAUGCGAAAUUUAAGAGGUAUGCAAAAUCUUGAUCUUUCUCGUAAUAACUUAUCCGGGGAAAUCCCAGAUUUUUUUGAGCUGCCCUUGAAAUAUCUAAAUCUAAGUUGGAAUCAUCUUGAGGGAGAAGUGCAUACAAAAGGAGUAUUCGCAAAUGCAAGUGAAUUUUCGAUAGUAGGUAACAAAGAGCUCUGUGGAGGCAUACCUGAACUGCGGCUACCAAGAUGCAGUAGUGACAGUGAUAGAUCACAUAAACACAAAAGGUCCUGGGUACAAGAUUUAUUCAUGAUAGGUUUUAUACUAGUUCUUCUCAUUGUCGGUUACCAUUUGUUGCCUAGAGGGAAAAAAACUGAACCACCUGCUGUAUCUAUUAGACCUAUAUCAGUAUUACCCAUCAGAUUGUCAUAUAAGAUUCUCCACCAAGCAACUGACGGGUUCUCACGAGCCAACUUGGUCAGCGAGGGUGGUUUUGGGUCAGUGUACAAAGGAGAACUUGGUCCAGAGUACAAUGGAAAAGCUGUUGCAAUUAAAGUAUUCAAUCAAGAAGCAACCAACAGUUUCAGCACAGAGUGUGAAGCCCAACAACAUAUUCGCCACAGAAACAUUGUUAAGAUCAGAAGUACAAGUUCAAGCACUGCAAAGAAAGGCAAAAUAUUUAGAGCUAUUGUUUACGACUUCAUGGAGAAUGGGAGCUUAGAUAGGUGGCAGCAUUUAACAUGUAGAACAUCUCCUGAUGAGCUUAGCAUGCCUCAGAUUCUUAACCUAAAGAACAGAAUUAACAUAGCGAUUGAUGUGGCUAGUGCACUUGAUUACCUUCAUAAUCAAUUAGAUUAUCCCCUAAUACAUUGUAACCUAAGUCCAAGCAAUAUUUUCCUAGACACAGAAAUGAGCGCAUAUGUAUCAAACUUUGGACUCGCAAAGUUUCUCAUAGAUCGAAGAAUUUUUAAUGGAUUCGCAGGACCCUCCGAAUAUGCACCUCCAGAGUACUACCAGGGAAGCAUGGUGUCCACUAAGGGGGAUGUCUACAGCUACGGAAUAAUAUUACUGGAGAUGCUGACCGGGAAGAAGAUUACUGGCCCUAGUUUUCAUGGAUCGUUUAAGCUUCAGAACUUUGUUUCCAGUGUCUUGUCUAGCGGGGUAAAUGAUGUUAUUGACCCAUUCAAUCUACAAGAACUUAGUACAUAUGAUGCGGCAAAGGCAAAUGAUUGUCUAGUUAUGCUUUUAGGCAUUGGUGUGCGAUGUGCCCAGGAGUCACCAAAGUUCAGGCCGGAUAUUAAAGAUACCUUAAGAGUUCUGGAAACAAUUAGGAGCUUUUUCGAGGCCAAUACAGGUUGUACUCAGACGUAUGCUAUAGGAAGUUUGCAAGCUGCAGUCUCGAUGGCUCUAAGAAACAGGAGAUCUCUACUUUGGAACAGGUUAGAAGUUUCAGAAAUGCCCUCUCCAAAUCUAGGGGAAACAAAUUCAGGUAGAACCGACUGGAAUGUAGCCACAGCAAGGCAGUUGUUGGAUCCUUUUCCUCAGAUGGCUCCAAAUUUAGCCACAGUGUCAUACAUGGAUCUCCAUAAAGCAACAAAUGGGUUUUCCUCAGCCAACUUAGUCGGUGCAGGUGGUUUUGGCUCUGUUUACAAAGGAACAUUUAAUCAAGGAUAUGUUCAUCUUCUCUUAAGGGAUAGUGAGAUAGUAGAUGAGAUUGGAAUAGCUGUUGCAAUCAAAGUAUUUAACCUUCAACGUAGAGGUGCAGUGAGAAGUUUCAACACUGAGUGUCAAAUUUUAAACAACAUUGACCACAAAUAUCUUGUAAAGCUUAUAGCCACAUGCACAAGUGUGGAUCAAGACGGUCACGAUUUUCGAGCUAUUCUUUUUGAGUUCAUGGAUCAUGGGAGUUUAGAGAUGUGGCUGCACCCAAAAUAUAAAACUAACAUUGAUAGUCCCGUAAAACCUCGAAUACUAACCCUUUUUGCCAGAAUAAGCAUAGCUACUGACGUAGCCCUUGCACUUGAUUAUCUUCAUUAUCAAUGCAAGAAUGGCAUAAUUCACUGUGAUCUAAAGCCAGGCAACAUUUUGAUAGACAAAAAUAUGUCUGCACAUAUUGCAGAUUUUGGAUUGGCAAUAACUCUUCCUAAAUACCAAAAUAUGAACCAUUGCAGCAGUUCAACUGGUAUACGAGGAACGACCGGAUAUAUAGCUCCAGAGUAUGGUCUAGGAUGCAAGAUGACAACCAAGGGAGACACAUACAGCUUUGGGAUUCUAUUACUGGAGAUGCUGACAGGGAAGAAGCCUACUCAUCGUAUGUUUCGGGGAGGUCUUACCCUUCACAACUUUGUUUCGCUGGCAUUGCCUGACAAUGUAUUUAACAUUACUGACACACUCAUGAAGGUAAUGACAUCUUCAAAUACAGGGGAUAGCAAAAGAGUAGAGGAUUGCCUGACUAGAAUGUUCAACAUUGGUUUAGCAUGCUCCAACAUAUCACCAAAGAAUCGACCAGACAUGCGUACCGUAUUAAGGGAGCUGGAAUCUAUUAGGAACAGCUUUUAAGUUAAAUAUAUUUGUGCCACCUCGCAUUUAAAAGAAUAAUACAGAGAUACAACCUUUAGUCCCUCGUUGUUGAUUACUCAGUAUGAUCUCAUUAGUAAACUAAUCGUCUUUUUUCGGACCUGGAAUCGUGUUUCUAAUAUAUUUUAUUGCUAAUGUAUAUGUUCGUCCUACAGAUAAUAAGAGUUUGUGUAACCAACAGCGUAAAAUAAUUCAUCAGCAAGCAACUCCUGGUCGAAAUUUGAUACUAUUACUAGACAGUUAAGUACAAUUAGAU
Messenger RNA from Daucus carota subsp. sativus, 4457 nucleotides. Its product is annotated as putative receptor-like protein kinase At3g47110. The record is from RefSeq and is a predicted model, not a curated record. Bases 182 to 4183 code for a protein of 1333 amino acids. Gene Ontology annotation, molecular function: ATP binding; protein kinase activity; protein binding. Gene Ontology annotation, biological process: protein phosphorylation. Lineage: Eukaryota; Viridiplantae; Streptophyta; Magnoliopsida; Apiales; Apiaceae. The transcript is spliced from 5 exons.